AUGGCGCUGUAGGUCCGACGCGAGCCGACCCCAAGCUAGCUUGCACUGGGAACAUUUGCUUCGAGCUCCAUACAUUUCUUCUGGUUCUCUACGUCUACAGUUUGGUUGUGUACCAGUUCAAAAAUUAUUUCAAAAUUUUUGCCAUCAGGAAAAAAGUUAAAAUGACGGACAAGCCCAAGCGUCCAAUGUCAGCCUACAUGCUAUGGCUCAACAGUGCAAGAGAACAGAUAAAAGCCGAUAAUCCUGGCUUAAAAGUCACGGAAAUCGCCAAAAAAGGUGGAGAAAUAUGGAGGUCAAUGAAAGACAAGAGUGUCUGGGAGGAAAAAGCAGCGGAAGCCAAGGAGCAGUACACAAAAGAUCUAGAGUCAUAUAAUGCCAAUGGAGGUGGUGGUGAAGGAGGCGGCAAGAAGGCACAAAAGCGAGGGAAGAAGGGCAAGAAAGCGACAGCACCUGCUAAGGCCAAGAAGAAGAAGGAAGAGUCUGAUGACGAGGAAGGCGAUGAGGAGGAGGAGGAAGAAAGCGAAUGAUCUCCCAGGAGCUAAAUUUCUGUUCAUAUUGAAUAAUUUACUUGGACUUAAUUUAUUACAAAGUAAAAAUGGACUGACUUUCCAAAGUCUGUACAAACGGAUCCACAGUUUGCUAUUCUAAUAUUUUACACUUGAUUUUUAACAUGAUCAACAGAUCCAUUUAUUGCAACAAAUGUUUUUGGUCUCUUUUAAUGAAAUUGUUGAAUGUUUUGCUGUGUUAUUGUACUACUUAGUUUUUGUAGUAUUGAUAAUGUAAUGAUAGAUGUAAGAUAACUGGCAGAGUUUGGAAAGUUUCACCACAGGCUAGGGUCUAGAUUUCUAAGCCUCAAAAAAAAUAAUGUUUAAGUGUUAGCAUGUAUACACCGGGGAAUUGUACAGUUAGCCCUCCCUCGUUAAGUUCGCUGUGACUACUGGAUGCUCACAUCUGAGAUGUACCUUAUUGGUUUCAUCAAAACUUGUAUGUCUGCAGCUCUCCCAAUUUUUGCUGUAAUGUUUUAUUUUAAAGCUGUGCUUUGAAUGAAUAUGCCAUAUUGUAUUUGUGUCAGUGUUUGUCUGAAUUCUUGGGACAUAACAGUUUUGGUAAAACUAAACCAACAUGUAAAAUUAGAGACUAUUUCAUGGAUGUAAUGACUAAUUGUUAAUUAAACCUACCUCUUCUCAUUGUAAAUUGCAUUGCUUUUAAAUGGUACCAAA
Molecule: messenger RNA, 1220 nt
Organism: Ostrinia furnacalis (Asian corn borer)
Lineage: Eukaryota; Metazoa; Arthropoda; Insecta; Lepidoptera; Crambidae
Product: high mobility group protein D
Exons: 4
Coding region: 162-527 (121 amino acids)
Biological process (GO): regulation of transcription by RNA polymerase II
Source: RefSeq, a predicted model, not a curated record